AUGAAAGAGAAAGAGCUCUUACCUGAGGCUGAUGAGGUCAUGUCCCACCAUGGGGGGGCUGUGACCUCACCUCCUGGGGGAUCUGAGCAGUCCUUCCCCCACCCCAGUGGUGGAAGGUGGGCGGAGCAGCUGGGGGAUGGGCAGCCCGCAAAGGAGCUGUCCCUAGCCCCUGAGCCCCGAACGCUGCCAGCCGGGUCUCCAGCUGCGUGCGUCCCCGAGCGCCUCGCAGGCCAGGUGCGCCCCGGUCCUCCCCGACCCAGCGGCCCAGCCUCCCGCAGCCACCUUCGUGGGCUUAUGGUAGGGGGCCCGGGACGCCUCCCUGGAGAGGAAUCGAUUCCGGCGUCCGGGGGCGGACGGGAGACGCCCGGCCCGUCUACCCGCCCCGGGCCGCGUCUGCUCCGACGGGCGGGGCAGCCAGAGCCAGGGAGGGAGAGGGAAGCCCGCCCGGGCUCGGGCUUUGCGACCUGCCCCGGGGCGCCCCACCCUGAGACUCAAGACCUCCAGACCGGGAAUCCAGGCUCCAUCCUUCCAGACCUCAGUCUUGCUACCUCAAAACCAAACUUCGGGACCCCAGCCUGCCCCACUCAGACCCGGGGUCUGUACUUUAGGCAGGAAUCUAGACCCCAGUCCAGCUUCCUCAGACCCAGAGUUCGUCCUGAUUUCUCCCUCCUCCUGUCCCCAGGUGUUUGUCACCUGGUCCUGGUGGUGCUGAGCCUCUGGCCAGAGAGAGCCGUUGCCCCUGGGCCACCGUCUGGCUCCCCUCGAGUCUCUUCAGACCCUCGUGCAGAUCUGGACAGCGCUGUCCUCCUGACCCGAUCGCUUUUGGCAGACACUCGGCAACUCGCAGCACACAUGAGAGACAAAUUCCCAGCCGACGGAGACCAUAAUCUGGACUCCCUCCCGACCUUGGCCAUGAGCGCCGGGACACUGGGAGCCUUGCAGCUUCCAGGUGUGCUGACAAGGCUUCGAGUAGACUUGAUGUCCUACCUCCGGCAUGUGCAGUGGCUGCGCCGGGCAGGUGGCUCUUCCCUAAAGACUCUGGAACCAGAGUUGGGUGCCCUGCAAGCCCGGCUGGAUCGGCUACUUCGUCGUCUACAGCUCUUGACGGCUCGCCUGGCUUUGCCUCAGGCAGCCCCAGACCAACCCUCAGUCCCUUUGGGCCCUCCUACCUCAGCAUGGGGAAGCAUCCGGGCUGCCCAUGCCAUCUUAGGAGGGUUGCACCUGACCUUGGACUGGGCUGUGCGAGGUCUGCUGUUGUUAAAGACUCGGCUGUGACUCAGGACUGAAAGCCACCAUCCAUAUCAUCUUUUGAAAGCCACAUCUUAUUUAUUUAUUUAUUUUGGUUACUU
Molecule: messenger RNA, 1349 nt
Organism: Phodopus roborovskii (desert hamster)
Lineage: Eukaryota; Metazoa; Chordata; Mammalia; Rodentia; Cricetidae
Gene: Il11
Product: interleukin 11
Exons: 7
Coding region: 1-1275 (424 amino acids)
Biological process (GO): positive regulation of MAPK cascade; positive regulation of cell population proliferation
Cellular component (GO): cytoplasm
Molecular function (GO): cytokine activity; growth factor activity
Source: RefSeq, a predicted model, not a curated record